This is a messenger RNA of Dermacentor albipictus, 579 nucleotides long. NCBI's taxonomy places the organism in Eukaryota, Metazoa, Arthropoda, Arachnida, Ixodida, Ixodidae. The record is from RefSeq and is a predicted model, not a curated record.
AUGAACACAUCACACAUGAUGAGCGCAGACACUCCCUGUAAAAAGCUGGACGCUGACGGCAGCGAGCUUCAGUCCCUGAAGGAAAUGACCUUCAACCUACCGUCAUCACGUCACACGACCACGUACAUACGUAGCCGCAUGGGCACAACAGUAGUCCGCGCACCCGAGACGUUGAGGCGCAUCAACAGCCCCUUCAGGCGAGAGCUUCAGCGCAUCAGGGCGGCGGCUCGCUACGGCUCCGCACCGGUGUCAUCCAGCGGAGGAAUGGCCGUGCCGGAGCGUACCACAGCUGCGUCCGUGUUGAAGCCUUUCCAUUGCCACCUCUGCCCGAAGAGGUUUGCCCGCAAGCACGUGCUCGAGAACCACAUCCGGACGCACACAGGCGAGCGGCCAUUCAAAUGUCCAUCCUGUCUGAAGGACUUUGCGCGCAAGGACUACCUCAACUACCACAUCUAUGCAUGGCAGCACCACAUUGGCUACAUGUGCCCUCGGGAGUGUGUAGAUGACAUCCAUGGUGUUAGCAUCAUGACCACAGAUUUUCCUGCAGUGGUUGUGGCAGCAGUUGUGGCACAGUGCUAA